GGAGUUCAGGUAUCUCAGGGUCUGGUUGUUGUGGACGGUCCAGUCCGUCUACGGUCAUGAACCAAAACACUGAGAUCGUGGCUCCAAAUGAGCUUCAAAAGAAAACAUUAAAAUAACGUUCACUAAGAGGAUAGAGCUCCAUAUGCAGGGCCGGACUGACCAACUCUGGGGCCUCAGAGGGGCUGAAAGGAGCCAAGUGGCCCCACAAUCUCCCCCCACAAAACUGCAGUUCCUCUUUUCCGCCACUUGAGGCUGGCUCCAGAAGUGUUUGAUGUCACUCUUGCUUGGUUUUAUUUUGAAAAUCUGCCAGAUUCUUUAUGCCGUUUCAGUGCCUAGACUUCCUGUCAGCUUGAGCUGCUCACGUGCAGACCGCCGUGCUUCUGUUGGCUCCAAUCAUCUCGAGGUCUUGUGACGGUAAAUGGUUGCGUAAGUUGGUGCGGCGUCUGCAGUACUGUGGACAUUGGACCAGUACCAGUUAUUGUUCAGAUGGAGCUGAGCCUGACGGCAAAGCUCUCGAUGUUCCAGUCCAUCUACAUUCCAACCCUCACCUACGGUAAUGAGCGCUGGGUAAUGAAUGAAUGAUUGUGGCUUCAAAGGAGCUUUCACCACUGAGAUUGGCAAAGAGCUUGGAGUGGAGCCAGCUGAGGUGGUUCAACAUUCCUUUGGGGAUGUUCAGGCCACGUCCAACUGGUUUACCCCCGGGGCAGACCCAGAACCUGCUGAAGGGAUUAUGUAACCUAUCUAGCCUGAAAACGCCUCCAGGAGGAGCUGGGAUGUUGACUGGGACGUCCUGCUAAACCUGCAGCCAACCCCAGAUAAGGUUCCUCCAGCAGAUGUUAAAUCCAAGGUUACUAGAAGGUGUGAAAUGUCAAAGCAGGCCUCGGGCCUUGUUGAUGAGGUCAACGGUCUCAGGAAAACCUGUUUUUGUGGCGUGAGGGGUUCGUCCUGAGCGUCCGGUUGGGUCACCUCGGAGUCCUCAAAGAGUUCAGGUCCUGUAGAGACGUCAGGAGGUGACGACGGACUCAGGUGCACCUUCAUCGUCUUUUGUCUCGAUGAAGGAACCGACGUUCACUCAGCGGUGACGUACAGGCUCCAAGGGGGGAGUUCAAACGUCACCGCAAGUUCAGCACGUAAAGAAAUGAGCGAGCAGCUGGAAGUAGGUCGUCACGCAAUGUUCCUGUAAAGUUGCCGGGUAAAGAUUUUCUCUCCACAGAAAAAGCCGACGCCUCACAUCAUGGAUGACCCUGACGCAAAGGUCAACUCGUCAGGUGUGCAUUUGUUUAAUCACCUUGCCCUCCCGUCAGUGAAACACUGAACCUGAGGUUGUUCAUGAAGGUUCCUCACCGAGUGUCCAUGAUGAGUUUGAAUGCUCUGAAUAAGGAAAGGAGCCUCAGUGUUUCCUUUCUUAUCUCCGAUACGUUUGUAUCGUAUGUGUUAUUUUACAUUCAUGUGAAGUCACGUGUUUCACCAGGACGUCGCAGUCAGAGCGCACGAGGACCUUGUUUUGUAGUCCAUCUUCUGAAGUUUGUAGUUUUACCACAGAUCACGUCAAUAACGUCGCGUAACAGCAGUCGUGACCUCAUGACCCUUUCCAUCGAGGAAAAGUGUUUUUUUUUGAGCCACUGAGAAUAAUAAUGUUUAUAUCUUUACAUAAACGCCCAAUAACCCAGUGCAGACGUAGAUAUAACGUCUCAUUCUGAUAAAACUGAAAUGAAUCCAGUUAUACGUGUUAUUAACUCUGACCCUGACCCAGAGGUGAACUGUUUGUGAUGUUUGCUGUCUGCUGAUGUGUCGCAGACUGAGCAUCACCAUCUUUUCCUUUAAUAGGCAUAAUUCACUCUCUCUGCUCAGCCCUCUCUCUCUCUCUCUCUCCGUUACGAGCUGCUUUCCGUGACUCUUGUCUUCACUUCAGUUUGUUGGUCGGGCUGCAGCUUCUCGGUCUUCAUGGGUCUGACUGUUUGCACAAAGUCCUCAUGGUCCUUCUUAGAGCCUCUUUGCUCCUCUGGUAUGGGAAACUGCUUCGACUGGCCUCUCCGAGCGGACAGGGAGCUGAGGCCAGAAGAGAUGGACGAGUUGCGGGACGCUUUCAAAGAGUUCGACAAAGACAAGGACGGCUUCAUCAGCUGUAAAGACCUCGGGAACUGCAUGAGGACGAUGGGAUACAUGCCCACGGAGAUGGAGCUGAUUGAACUGAGCCAGCAGAUCAACAUGAACUUGGGAGGUCACGUCGACUUUGAGGACUUUGUCGAGUUGAUGGGCCCGAAACUUCUCGCAGAAACCGCAGACAUGAUCGGAAUCAAAGAGCUAAAAGAGGCGUUCAGAGAGUUUGACACUAACGGAGACGGAGCCAUCAGCACGUCGGAGCUCCGAGACGCGAUGAGGAAGUUGUUGGGUCAACAGGUGGGUCUGAAGGAGGUGGAAGACAUCCUGAGGGACGUCGACCUGAACGGAGACGGGCUCGUCGACUUUGAAGAGUUCGUACGGAUGAUGUCUCGCUAAGAUCGUGAACCGAUCGGUCCUGAAUGUGAAGCUGAAGUCCUUCUCCAUGCUUGACUGACGUACAAACAGGAGGACGUCCUAAAGAUCUCUGAGCCACCCGAAUCUGAACGACACUGGAAUUUUACAAACUCCUUGAAUGUUACGGAGGAGUCACCUCACACUUUGAAUCAAUAAGUGUUCUUCCUGAAAACGCCUCCAGUUCAGACUGAAGGCAGAAUUCGCUGUAGCCUAGCUGAUGAUUGUCCAACUUAUGUUUUUGCACUUUAAUUCUCACUUAAUAACUUCCUGUUUGAUAAGUCGCUGGUGUCUCGUCUCGUCCUGUACAUGGUAAAAAUAUAUAUAUAUACACAGUACCAGUCAAAGGUUUGGACACAUCUUCUCAUUCAGUGGUUUUUCUUUGUUUUUAUGGACCUUCAUGGUCUGAAUUACUGCAAAGGAACCAAGAGUUUUGGUUGCCCAUGAGCAGAUGGUAUCUACAUGUGUGGUUCCCAUGUGAAGCCCUUGCAAUCGUCAGGUGAAAAUGAAAAUUUAUCAGGUCGUUCCAGACAUCCUUCCCCCCAGCAAUAUUCCAACUCCUCCUGGAGGUGUUCCCAGGCUAGAUGGGGUACAGAAUCCCUCCAGCAGGUUCUGGGUCUGCCCCGGGGGUAAACCAGUUGGACGUGGUCUGAACCUCUCCAAAGGAAGGUACCCCGGGAGCAUCUGAACCACCUCCGCUGACUCCUUUCAGCUCUACCCCGAGCUCCUCAUUCUAUCUUGAUGGUUGAAGCUCAUUCGAAGCCACAAUCUCAUUCUUUCAGUCACUACCCAACGCUCAUGACCAGAGGUGAACGCAGAAGGACUGGAACAUCAAGAGCUUUGCCUUCAGGGUCAGCUCCCUCUGAACCACAACGGUCCAGUUCACUGUCAGCUGUACUGCAGACGCUGAAUCAACCCAACUCCAUUUUCCCAUCACUGAUGAACAAGAUCACAAGAUAUCUGAACUCCUUCGCUUGGGGCAGCGACUUGCUCCCAACCUGGAGGGAGCAAUCCAAAGAAAUCAUCCAGCUGAGAUGUUUUGGGAUGAGUUGGAUCGCAGCACGUCUGGUAAGUCCUUCAAGAAUGUUGGAAAAUCAUUUGAGGUGACGACCUUGUGAAGAUGAUUGAGAGAACGGCAAGAGUUUUCAAAGUUCCACAUGUUCCGUCAUAGUUUUGACGUCUUUACUGCAGAAAACAAAGAGAAAGCUCUGAACGAGGGGGUGUGUCCAGUCUUUGACCGGUACUGUAGGUGUCUCGCCUCGAUAGAUGUCGGGAUGAACCGAUGUAAGAAGUCCGUGCAGUGUUGAACGUUUGGGUUUGUGUCCACACAGUCUGUUAUAUUAGAUAACUGUACGUGGGUCGUCCUCUGUGUGACUUUGGUGCUCCACCAGGAACCCGUGUGGCAAUAUAACACCUGUGUCGUACCUGUGUGACCAUCUGUGGUUCUUCACUGUGCCUGUCCGGUCCGAUUAGAGCAUCGCCGUCUGACGACUACAUGCAGCGAAGAAGCAGAUCUGUAAAGAGAAGCUGAGAUGCGCUUCAUACACGUCGUCACAGGUUCGAAUCCCCACGACAGCCUACAUGAAGUGUUCCUGCAGCUGUGUCGUCCUGUACUGUGUCGGUGUCACUAUGAUUGUAACGUUCCACACGUCUGUGUCUGUCCAAGCGAUUUUUAUGCAUGCCAAAGAGACAUUUAUUAAAAAUAAAGUAUGCACAUUUGCAUUUUUGUCAACAACAACAAAUAUUUCGCCAAGUUCAUGUAGAAAA
This is a messenger RNA of Larimichthys crocea (large yellow croaker), 4281 nucleotides long. It is a transcript of the gene cabp1a, whose product is annotated as calcium binding protein 1a. Bases 1945 to 2499 code for a protein of 184 amino acids. Gene Ontology annotation, cellular component: cytoplasm. Gene Ontology annotation, molecular function: calcium channel regulator activity; calcium ion binding. The record is from RefSeq and is a predicted model, not a curated record. NCBI's taxonomy places the organism in Eukaryota, Metazoa, Chordata, Actinopteri, Sciaenidae. The transcript is spliced from 7 exons.